Aplysia californica (California sea hare) is the source of this 503-nucleotide messenger RNA. Its product is annotated as nucleolar protein 58. Lineage: Eukaryota; Metazoa; Mollusca; Gastropoda; Aplysiida; Aplysiidae. The record is from RefSeq and is a predicted model, not a curated record.
GCACUACUUCCACGGCACUUAUAUCUACCCUACGUGUGAAACUGCAACGAACCAAGUGCAAGGCGAUCCUACGACCGUAUCCAUCUUCCUGACCCUUUUGUCAAUAGAGUCAUAGGAGGCUACCCAGAAUAUAAGCUUUCAAACUCCUGCGCCCGGAAGCUACUUACAGAACAAGGUCCUGCGUCUUUCGUCGAAGCUUGAUAUGGAUGAUGAGUUAUCAAAUCAGGAAGAUAUUGAGCAGGUGGAGAUGAGAAAGAAGAAGAAAAAGAAGAAGAAAAAGAAGCCCAAACAGUCCGCGGGGGAGGAAGAUGAGACCAAGAAAGACCCAACCACUGACGUAGCUUUAACCGAGGAUGACAAGAAACAGGAGGACACUGAGAAGACGGAGAAGAAAAAAAAGAAGAAGAUAAAGAAGAAGAACAAACGUGCCACAGGCGAGGAUGACGAGGCGCAUACCGACAGAACCAUUGACGAUGCUUUGACAGAAAAUGAAAGGAUCAAGG